UUAAAUUUAUAUUUUAUAUUUACAUAUUACUUUACAUAUAUUAACAUUAUUUUAUAAAUAUGUUUAUGGUUUAAAAUUUUGCAAUCGAAAAAAACGGAAUAAUAGAUCGGUCGAAUAAUAAUAUUUAAAGUAACGCGAUUAAAAAUAUAUAAAAUGUUUGCGAGGAAAGUUUUCAGCAGAUUUCCUCCAAAUAAGUUUUUUUUAACAGCUAGAAAAUAUUCUAAAAAUUCGACCGUUAAUCUAAUUGAUGCUGUAGCAAAAGUAAAAACCGAGUCAAAAACAUCUUUACAUAAUGUACAUCUAGGUCAGCCAACUCCUCAUACACAUCCUCAUCUUCUUGAUAUAGGUGAAGUAACGCCUGGCAUUACAUUAACAGAAUAUAGAGGAAGAAGACUGAAAUUAUUAUAUAAAAUUAAACAAUACGCUGUCGACACUAAAUCAGAAGCUAAACAUCAUAUUGUAAUCGUACCGUCAGCUAGCAAGAGAUAUAUGAGCGAUAAAAUACCAUAUGUUUUCCGCCAAAAUAGUGAUUUCUUUUACUUAACUGGUUGUUUGGAGCCAGAUUCUAUCUUAGUUCUUGAAAUUGAUGAAAAAGAUAUCACUAAAUCAACAUUAUUCAUGAGACCGAAAGAAAAACAUGCUGAACUGUGGGAUGGGCCCAGAACUGGAACAGUUUAUUCACCAGAAUUCUUUGGUAUAGAAGAAAGUUUCGAUGUUGUUAACUUUAGCAAUGUAUUGGAAAACAAAAUAUCAAAGGCAAACAAGGCACUGAGUAUUUGGUAUGAUAUUAAAAAUUCGCCUCAAUCAAAUUUGAGUCAAAUCAUAAAUUCUUGUGCAAAAUCUCAAAUAAAUAGUCCUACGGUAUUUUUUCAUAUGUUAAGACUUCAGAAAUCUAAAGCUGAAAUAAAUUUAAUGAGGAAAACAUGUCAAAUUGCUUCUGAAAGCAUAAACGAGGUUAUAAAAGAAACGAAAGUAGGAGAUUCUGAACAUCAUAUAUUUGCGUUAAUGGAUUUUAAGUGUAGAAUGAAGAAUGCUAGUUAUUUGGCUUAUCCUCCAGUAGUUGCAAGUGGAAAUAAUGCAACUACAAUACAUUAUAUCAACAAUACACAAUUAACUAAAGAUGGUGAUUUAGUUUUAAUGGAUGCUGGUUGCGAAUAUGGUGGUUACACUAGUGACAUUACAAGAACUUGGCCGGUUAAUGGAAAAUACAAUACUGCACAAAAAGUUUUAUAUGAUAUUAUUUUAACCCUGCAAAAUGAAUUAUUAAAUACAAUGUUGAAGGAUGGCGGCGAUACUCUAGAUAAUUUAUUUGAUACUAUGUGUUUAAAACUUGGAAAAUAUUUGCAAGAAAUAGGUUUAAUUUCUCAAUCUUUACAAGGUGUUCCUCUGGCCAAGGCUGCAUAUACUUUUUGUCCACAUCACGUUUCACAUUAUUUAGGAAUGGAUGUUCAUGAUACACCAUUAAUAUCAAGAAGUACGAAAUUAGUUCCCGGUAUGGUAUGCACCGUUGAACCAGGAAUUUAUAUUGGUUUGGAUAGAGAGGAUGUUCCCGCAGAAUUUAGAGGUAUUGGAGUGAGGAUUGAAGAUGAUGUAUAUAUUAAAUCUGCAAAUGAAAUUGAAGUUUUGACUGCCAAAUGUAUUAAAGAUACAAGUGAAAUUGAGAAACUAGUUGGCUCAAAAUAUUAAAGUUUUUCAGAAAAAAUUUUCAAUGAUGCUUCAUAAUUAUUACUUAGAUUUACAAAUAAUGAAAAUUUAUACAUGCAAAUCAUUUUACGGAACGAAAUUAGUAAAACCGAGUUCUGUUUUUAAUAUUAUGGAGCAGCACGAGAGAUAAUUUAAUAUUAUAGAGCAUAAUAUAGAGUUUGAAAAUAUUUUUUUAAUUAUAUAUUAAUAGAAAUGUUCUAUGAUAUUUAAAAAAUUAUUCUAUAAUAUUACGUUUCAAUAAAAGGACAAUAUUUUAUAUUUGUA
This is a messenger RNA of Condylostylus longicornis, 1968 nucleotides long. Its product is annotated as xaa-Pro aminopeptidase 3. Gene Ontology annotation, cellular component: mitochondrion. The record is from RefSeq and is a predicted model, not a curated record. Gene Ontology annotation, molecular function: metalloaminopeptidase activity; manganese ion binding. The transcript has 7 exons. The coding region runs from base 154 to 1686 and encodes 510 amino acids. NCBI's taxonomy places the organism in Eukaryota, Metazoa, Arthropoda, Insecta, Diptera, Dolichopodidae.